GACAAUAACGCUACUGCGAACCGACGCUCAGCUCCCGUUAUUCCUCACCAAAUACACACAGAGCCGCGGAUGAGAGACUAGAGACGGGCUUCCCGGAGUCUGCGCGGCUAAAAAUACAAAGGCACCCAUUUCACUUACUAGUUUUUAGGAAAUCCUUUUUUGCGUGGAGACAGACAGCGAGGGACAAACACACGUGUGUGCACCGGCGGGCAGCAGCGCUCCCGGUGAAGUUUAUAGACUGAGAGUCUCCUCUCUCCUGCGGAUUAAUCGGAUUCAAAAUCACUGCGAGUCUGUGGAAGGCGAAGCGUCGCGGUUUUGUUCCAAAGAAGUGCAGGUUUAAAUGCAGACUGUCUCCACAGGCAUGUGCUAUGCCACUGGAUAACCAAGAGGACAGCAGCCUCCCGAACAUCAUAUGUCUGACAGAUGUGUUUUUGCAGUGCAGUGUGGGAUGGCCCUCGUCGUGACCCUGCUUCAGUCCCUCAUCCUGGGUGUUCUGGGGGUCCACAGCAGUUACCCUCGCUUCUCCUCCAAUGACUCGGUCUUCCAGCACCUGGCAUUGCACCCUGACCCCAGCAUAGGAACGGUCUACGUGGGGGCCCGGGACCAUCUGUUCCAGCUCGCUGGCCUUGAUGGCCUCCGUCUUGAAGUGGAUGAGAGAACCGGCCCCGUGAGAGACAGCAAGGACUGUCUGCCUCCAGUUACCCUGGAGAACUGCCCUCAGGCUGGGCUCGUUAACAAUCACAACAAGCUUCUGUUAGUGGAUCCAUAUUCCCUUCUGCUCAUCACCUGUGGCAGUGUACACCAGGGCACCUGCCAGAAACGCAGCCUAGCCAAUGUGAACGAAGUCCUCUUCUCUGCCGAGAGACCUGUUGAUACACAAUAUGUGGCGGCUAACGACCCUACGGCGUCAACAGUUGGGCUCGUGGUGCGACCGCAAGACAAAGAUCCUGUCCUUUAUGUGGGACGAGGCUACACCAGCAGUCACCCGCCAGUCUCCACUCGCCAACUUUCGACAGAGCCGGUAUUCUCCUAUGAGGAAACCGCUAAGCUCGCUGUAGCCGGGCGCCUCUCAGAGUACGAUCACAAUUUUGUCGCAACCUUUGCGCGACACAAUCACGUCUACUUUUUGUUCUAUAGACGCGACCUGAAAGCUACAUCGAGGGAAUAUCGUACGUACGUGGCACGGGUGUGUUUGGACGAUCAAGCGUAUUACUCCUACGUUGAGGUACCGCUAAUGUGUCACUCGGGCUCAACAGGAAGGAACUACAAUUUCCUCCAGGGGGCGCAGGUGGGCGGUGAGGAAUCUGGAGGCUCGCAGGUUUUGAUGGGAGUCUUUUCUACGGCGGUUAGUGCUGCUAAUGGACCCGGUGAGGAAUCUGCAUUGUGUGUGUACUCUCUGGAUGAAGUGGACCGCGGUAUUGAUGCUACACGAGAUCUGUGCUACACGCAAUACGGAGUGAAAGAUGGCUACAAGGUGGCAUACAUUGAGUAUGACGUUAAAUCCAACUGUGCCAACCUGCCUACGAACACCCUGAAUGCUUAUCCCUGUGGCUCGGACCACACCCCGAGUCCAAUGGCGAGCCGGGAGCCGGUUGAAGCUAAAGCCGUAUUGGACAGCCCAGCCGCCCGUCUCACUGCUGUCGCUGUUAGUGUAAAGGAGGGACACACUAUUGUUUUCUUGGGUGACUCCAAAGGCAAUUUGCAUAAGGCUUUCUGUGUUUCCUCAGUCGGACCGCAGAGCAGACUUCACCACAAACCACGCUCUGAAAUUGUCUACAUCAUGACCAGCCAUUCUGUGGAGAAGAGGCCUGUGGCAGAGUGUGACAAGCACACUGAUUGCACUUCCUGUCUGGCAGUGAAGGACCCAUACUGCGGUUGGUGUGUUCUUGACGGCCGGUGUGGGAUGCGUUCAGACUGUCGGCUGGGCUCGGUCGAAGGUCACUGGCUGUGGAGUUUUGAUGAGCAGCAGCAGUGCUUGAGAGUGGAGUCACUGAGCCAAUAUAACGCCAGCCUUGGAGAACAGAAACAGAUUGCUGUGAAUGUCCCGGGUUUGCCCAGUCUGUCAGAGGGUGACAUGUACUCGUGUUUCUUUGAAGACACUGAAACAGCUGCUUCGGUCCAGGGCACCACAGUCACCUGUGCCACUCCUGAGGCCCACAGACUUCCACCGGUGCCACAGGGAGAGGAUUGUGUGUCCGUCACGCUGUCCCUGCACUUUCGGACGGUCACCAUAGCUCUCGCAGACUUCACCUUCUAUGACUGCUCUGUGGUGCAGCAGCUCUCUGGCACCAGGCCGUGUAGGGGCUGUGUGAACAGCCGCUGGAAAUGUAACUGGUGCAUCCACCAGCAUGUGUGCACUCACCGGUCCAUGUGUGACCGUGGUGCCAUCAUCUACAAUCAGCAUUUUUCGCUCCCCACGUCUGCUCCUCAAACAAUAAAAGACUUUGACGCGCACACGUACACCACCUCCACACCCACGACAACAACAACCCUCUCGACCACUGAGGUUGCCAUAACGACCGAAGCCUUUGUUAUGAAUACCCCUUCAAUGACCCCGCCCACUACUCCAGAGCCCACCACCACACCUCUGGAAACCACAACCCCACUCGACCCUCCAGCCACCACCCCCAACCACGCUACAACCUCCUCUACGCACCCAUCCAGCGCCACUACAGAGUCAACCGAUACCAUCACAGAAGCCACCACUCUCUCCAAAAAUGCCUCUUGGGAGGAGGAGAGCAUCCAGGUAGGUUUGCUGUCAACGCCGACCCCGCAAUCAUACGAAGAACUGGUGGGACCUUCGUCGCGUGAAGAGGCCGCUGAAGUGACGCUGCCCGCGUUGAGAGCUGGGGAAGUGGUGACGAUGGGGCCGUUGAUUGAAGCGCUGCCCUCAUCCUCCCCUGAAGUGGUUACCCUCUCGCAGGCGGAGAUGGAUAUAGAUGCUCUUAUAGACACGAGCGUCCCUGUGUCGUCAGCCAGCGCCCCCUCUGGCGACGGUGAGGCAGGGCCUGAUCCAUCCGAUUUCCCCCUCGCUCCAGACACAGACUACCAGUCUGAUCCGGCUGACCUUUUCCUCCUGAUGGAUAUAGAUGCUCUUAUAGACACGAGCGUCCCUGUGUCGUCAGCCAGCGCCCCCUCUGGCGACGGUGAGGCAGGGCCUGAUCCAUCCGAUUUCCCCCUCGCUCCAGACACAGACUACCAGUCUGAUCCGGCUGACCUUUUCCUCCUGGAAGAGGAGAGUUUACUCGUGAGCAGAGGUUCUCACGCCUGUCCGUGUGUGGAGGACAUCCAGGGCAGCUCCCUCCUACCUGUCAAUGUCGAGAGGAAGAUAACUCUGCUGGGACGCAACAUACACCUUUAUCAGGACAAAGAUCUGGAUUACCAGUGUGUGUUGGUGAUUGAGGGCCGAUCGGUGGUGGUGGAUGCUUUUGUGGAAGUGGACGACGCUCAGCCAUCUCUGUUCUUCAUUACCUGCCAGCUACACCAGUACUCUUACUCGGCUGCCGUGGAGGAAUACAGGAGCAUGAUCUCAGUCAGGAGGAGGGACUCUUUCCAGAUGGAUUACCCAGAAGACCUGCAUGUUCGGCUGUAUAACUGCUCCGUGGGCCGGGCCGACUGCAGUCGCUGUCACACGGCCGAUCAGCAGUACGGGUGUGUGUGGUGUGAAGGGUCUCGCUCCAGCUGCGUCUACAGGAGCUCCUGCACCGAACACGUCCAGCAGACCUGUCCUGCUCCUCACAUACACACGAUUGAGCCUCUUUCUGGUCCAGUGGAGGGCGGCACAGUGCUCACAGUGUCUGGCUCUAAUCUGGGUCAGAGAGCUGAAGACAUCCAGCACUCGGUGACUGUAGCCGGAGUCCCCUGCACGGUCAUCCCCGACAGAUACGAGGUGUCCUCCAGUAUUGUUUGUGAGACCACAGCGAGUGCAGGGGAGCAGAGCGGCCACAUCUCGGUGCAGGUUAAAGGCGGAGGAAUCGGGCAAUCUGCCCAGCGCUUCCGUUACCAGGACCCAGUGUUAUUGGGAGUGUCUCCACUGAAAGGCCCAAUGUCAGGAGGCACAUCACUCACCAUCACGGGACAGAACCUUCUGACGGGCCGUUCCAAUGAGAUCAGCAUCCUGAUUGGUGGAGUCCCAUGUUACAUUUCUCCUGAGCAGUACAACAAUGAAGGUGUUGAGUGUGUGACUGGAGGGAGUAACAGAACCGGAGAGAGCGGCGUUACAGUGCGCUUUGGUAGAGCUGAGCGCCAUCUACAGGAAGUCGUCUAUCAAUACACCCCAGACCCCAACGUAACCCAUGCUGCUCCCUCCAAAAGCUUCAUCAGCGGGGGUCGUAUCAUUCGAGUGUCUGGCCUGCAUCUGGACGUGGUACAGGAGCCUCGUAUCCACGUGACCCUGACGCCUCUGGAGCCGCACUCACAGAAGAGGAAGAGGAGGAGGAGGAGGAGCAGUGUGGAUUACAGUCUCCUCAGAAGAGCUCGGCGGAUCAUCCCAGAACCCAACUGUCCUGAAGAUAGUCUCUGUGUCGUCAAACAGGUGGAGGAGCGGUGCACAGUGAACAGCUCAACUCUGAUCCUGUGUCCCACUCCGGAGGUGGGGCCCGAGGCCCUACGUGCUGCUGUCAGUGUGCAUUUCCUCCUGGAUAACCUCCACUUUGAGUUUGAGGCGGUCAGCGGCAGCCCCUUCAGUUAUGAGCCCAAUCCUGUUCUUCAUAGCCUCAAUCAACACGACCCCAGCAAACCCUUCAGACACAAACCCGGCAGCAUCAUCUCUGUGGAGGGGGAGAAUCUGGACCUGGCCAUGUCUAAGGACGAGGUGGUUGCUCUGAUUGGUGAUGGAGAGUGUGCUGUGAAGACUCUAACCAGAAACCACCUGUACUGUGAGCCUCCGACACAGCAGCCGUCAGUGGCAGCGACCAAGAAACGAGAGGCUGCCGACACGCUCCCAGAGUUCACUGUGAGGAUGGGGAAUCUGAACUUUUCUCUGGGACGGGUGCAGUAUGAUUCUCAGGGCCCGGCUGCGUUCCCUCUGGAGGCCCAGGUGGGAGUCGGGUUGGGAGCCUCCAUCGUGGCUCUUAUUGUGCUGGUUAUCGUACUCAUAUACAGGAGGAAAAGCAAGCAAGCACUAAGAGACUAUAAGAAAGUCCAGAUCCAACUGGAGAAUUUGGAGACGAGUGUCCGAGACCGCUGUAAAAAGGAGUUCACAGAUCUGAUGACUGAGAUGAUGGAUGUGUCCAGUGAUCUCAUGGGCUCUGGGAUUCCAGUCCUGGAUUAUCGUAAAUACUCCGAGAGGAUUUUCUUCCCUGGUCACCGUGAUUCUCCUCUGAGACGGGACCUUGACGUUCCCGCCUGUCGCCGGGCCACAGUGGAGCAAGGCCUGGUUCAGCUCUCUAACCUGCUGAACAGCAAACUGUUCCUCACCAAGUUCAUCCACACUCUGGAAGCCCAGCGGACCUUCUCUCCACGGGACAGGGCGUAUGUGGCCUCCCUCCUCACAGUGGCGCUGCACGGCAAGCUGGAGUAUUUCACAGACAUCCUAAAAACUCUGCUUAGUCACCUGGUGGAGCAGUACACCACUAAAAACCCCAAACUCAUGCUGCGCAGGACCGAGUCUGUGGUGGAGAAGCUGUUGACUAACUGGAUGUCCAUAUGUCUUUACACCUUCCUCAGGGACACAGCAGGUGAGGCGUUCUACAUGCUGUUCAGAGCCAUAAAGCACCAGGUGGAUAAAGGUCCAGUAGAUGCUGUUUCAGGCAAAGCCAAAUACACACUCAACGACAACCGACUGCUGCGGGAAGACGUGGAGUACCGCACACUGACUCUGAAUGUUCUGGUGAGCAGCGGAGGUGCUGGUGAGUCUCAGACGGUCCCCACUAAAGUGCUGGAUUGUGACACCAUCACACAGGUGAAGGAGAAGAUUGUGGAGCAGACAUUGAAGGGCACGUCAUACUCCCAGAGACCCUCCGCAGACUCCGUGCAUCUGGAGUGGAGGGCGGGAAUGGCUGGUCAUCUAAUCUUGUCGGAUCAGGACUUGACAUCAGUGGUUCAGGGGUCCUGGAAACGCCUCAACACUUUACAACACUACAAGGUCCCAGAUGGAGCAACAGUAACACUGGUGUCACGACAAUCCAAGCAAAUCCACCACGACAGCCAUGACUACAUACCCGGAGAGAAGACCCCGAUGUUGGAGGAUGGAGACGAAGGAGGAGUGAAGCAGUGGCACCUGGUGAAGGCCGGUGAGGAGGCGGAGCUACCCAAACACAGACGGGGCAGUCUGAGAGACAAAGAGCGUGAGAGAGCCAAGGCCAUCCCAGAGAUCUACCUCACACGCCUGCUGUCUGUGAAGGGUACACUGCAGAAGUUCGUAGACGAUCUGUUCACUGUGAUUCUGAGCACCAGUCAGCCGGUUCCUCUGGCUGUCAAAUAUUUCUUUGAUCUGUUGGACGACCAGGCUGCACAGCACAACAUUACAGACCCAGAGACAAUCCACAUAUGGAAAACAAACAGCUUGCCACUGAGAUUCUGGAUUAAUAUCUUGAAGAACCCUCAGUUUAUCUUCGAUGUUCAGGCCUCUGACAAUGUAGACGCAGUGCUGUCAGUCAUUGCUCAGACAUUCAUGGACUCCUGCACUAUCGCCGACCACAAACUGGGCAGGGAUUCCCCAAUCAACAAGCUCCUGUAUGCUCGGGACAUCCCACGCUACAAACAAAUGGUGGAGAGAUAUUAUUCAGAUAUAAGACAGACCAUCCCUGUCAGUGACCAAGAGAUGAACUCCUCUCUAGCUGAACUCUCUAGGAACUACUCUAAUGAAGUUAAUCAUCUAGUGGCAUUGCAUGAGUUGUACAAGUAUAUCAACAAAUACUAUGAUCAGAUCAUCACAGCUUUAGAGGAGGACUCCACUGCUCAAAAGAUGCAGCUGGGCUACAGACUGCAACAGAUCGCUGCAGCUGUGGAGAAUAAAGUCACUGACCUUUGACCUGUAACCUCGGACAGACGCUUGAAAAGACUGUAAAAGAGACAAAGCCAGUGACAGAAAGAGACCAGAGACCUUGCCAGAAGGCAUGAACUCUUGCUUCCUGAAGACUCCAGAGCACAGAGGAUAUUUGAGAUAGACGGUUACGAUUAAAGACAGCAUUCACAGAUUCAAAAAGCGUGAAUCUCUCAUAGAUCUGUAGAGCUGCUCUCUGUUUCAUCUGCACAGCCGUCACUCGCUAACACGCUUCAGUGCUGUAAAACUACUGUUGUUGGCGGGGCAUUUCUGAGAGAUGCGCUAGUCCUACAGGGUUUUUUUGUAUUGUGACUUGAGGCCCCAAGCUCAGAAUGUUGUUUUCAGCGUGUCAAGCAUGCUUGAGCACCACCUUUCCUGUAUUUAAAAAAGAAGUCUUACUGUUUGUCGGAUUCUUGGAAAACCGCAUUUGGUGUGAUGUGCUUUAUGUUGCAGCCUGUGUCUUAAUAACAAAGAAUUCAAAAGGAAAAAAAACAAAGGAUGCCUUCUAAGGACAACUAAAUGAAUUUUCUUGCUCAACACUCCCUUUUGUUGAGUGUUCUCUUGUAAACUGUUUUUAUCCAGAUUUUUUUGUUUUAAAUGAAAACACUGUUUUAAGGGAACUCAACCUAACGGGGCCAUUUGAGAUGUCUUCAUGUGUCACAUGCAUGGAUACUCACCGUGAAUUCAGAGAUUUUAGGUUGGCACAUGCAUGUCGCGUGUGCAUUUUAUUGUCGAUUCUGAUUAUGAUUAACACACUUGAUUUAGGUGGAUAUGUUUCAUGUAACGUUCACAAUGCUCAGUUGUACAUUUGUUCAUACUCAUUAAGGUUUGUUUCUUCAGUGUUAAAGUGUGCUUUCCAAUGUUUUUGGUUGGCUUUCAGAAAAAAAUAAUAAUAAUUGUGGCUGUCCCAAAUGUGUGUAUAUCUGCGAUACAUCCCUGCACACUUGGCUGAAAUAGUUAUGCCAGAAGUAUUUAAUUUAUGCUGGGGUUUUUUUUGUGUGUGUGAUCAUGACCAUCCUUUCAAAUGUUUCAAUAACUAUUUUCACAGUUGUUUUCGUUUGUUUGUUUUUUUGCAAAUUUAUUCUCCAGCUGUCACACUCUUAAUUCUUGAUUUGAUUCUGUGAUCGGAUCAUGGCUAACAUAAGUUUUUUUUUUUGUUUUUUUUUUUAUUCUUACAGUUUCUGAACACUGAAUGCACAUUAUAUUGUGAGCUGACGUAUAUUGUCGUACUGUGCAUUGCUCGCAUGAUUUACUUUCUUAUUGAUUUUUAUGUAUUUAUUUAUUUAUUUUGUGUUCGAUUAAUGUACAGACCAAAU
This is a messenger RNA of Sinocyclocheilus rhinocerous, 8301 nucleotides long. Its product is annotated as plexin-B1-like. The record is from RefSeq and is a predicted model, not a curated record. The transcript has 40 exons. Gene Ontology annotation, biological process: regulation of cell migration; positive regulation of axonogenesis; semaphorin-plexin signaling pathway. NCBI's taxonomy places the organism in Eukaryota, Metazoa, Chordata, Actinopteri, Cypriniformes, Cyprinidae. Gene Ontology annotation, molecular function: protein binding; semaphorin receptor activity. Gene Ontology annotation, cellular component: plasma membrane; semaphorin receptor complex. The coding region runs from base 413 to 6973 and encodes 2186 amino acids.